This is a messenger RNA of Piliocolobus tephrosceles (Ugandan red Colobus), 1338 nucleotides long. It is a transcript of the gene ALKBH7, whose product is annotated as alkB homolog 7, RNA demethylase. Bases 396 to 1061 code for a protein of 221 amino acids. Lineage: Eukaryota; Metazoa; Chordata; Mammalia; Primates; Cercopithecidae. Gene Ontology annotation, cellular component: mitochondrial matrix. Gene Ontology annotation, biological process: DNA damage response; fatty acid metabolic process. The transcript is spliced from 4 exons. The record is from RefSeq and is a predicted model, not a curated record.
CAUAACUGUGGCCUUGGCCCCAGUCCCCCUGACCUCCGGACUUCAGACCAGAUACUGCCCAUAUCCCCUUGUGGGGUCUUGGUCAAGCAACCCCUAGGUUGUACGUUUUCUCGCUAAUCAUUAAAGAGGCGGUGCUAAGCUGCAGACGGACUUCCGACUCAGCCAAUGGUGUAAGCCAGGCAGGGGGUGGUGUCCAAUAAGCUCGAGAGGAGGCGGGUUCUGGAAGGAAGCCAAUAGCUUGUGAAGGCGAGUCUAGCAGCAACCAAUAGCCAUGAGGGAGAGGCGGGACUCCGAGUGAAGUCAAUCGCUGGAGGGGUCUGGCGCAGCUACAGCCAAUGACUUUUGGCGGAGGCGUUCCCCAACCCUGGCCUCUCCCAUGACCCCGGUCCGGGGCUAUGGCCGGGACUGGGCUGCUGGCGCUGCGGACGCUGCCAGGGCCCAGCUGGGUGCGAGGCUCGGGCCCUUCCGUGCUGAACCGCCUGCGGGACGCGGCCGUGGUGCAGCCUGGCUUCCUGAGCACGGCCGAGGAGGAGACGCUGAGCCAAGAACUGGAGCCCGAGCUGCGCCGCCGCCGCUACGAAUACGAUCACUGGGACGCGGCCAUCCACGGCUUCCGAGAGACAGAGAAGUCGCGCUGGUCAGAAGCCAGCCGGGCCAUCCUGCAGCGCGUGCAGGCGGCUGCCUUUGGCCCCGGCCAGACCCUGCUCUCCUCCGUGCACGUGCUGGACCUGGAAGCCCGCGGCUACAUCAAGCCCCACGUGGACAGCAUCAAGUUCUGCGGGGCCACCAUCGCCGGCCUGUCUCUCCUGUCUCCCAGCGUUAUGCGGCUGGUGCACACCCAGGAGCCGGAGGAGUGGCUGGAACUCUUGCUGGAGCCGGGCUCCCUCUACAUCCUUAGGGGCUCAGCCCGUUAUGACUUCUCCCAUGAGAUCCUUCGGGACGAAGAGUCCUUCUUUGGGGGGCGCCGGAUUCCCCGGGGCCGGCGCAUCUCUGUGAUCUGCCGCUCCCUCCCUGAGGGCAUGGGGCCAGGGGAGUCUGGACAGCCGCCCGCAGCCUGCUGACCCCCAGCUUUCUACAGACACUGGAUUUGUGAAUAAAGUUGGGGAAUGGACAGCCUAACUGGGACAUUGCAGUGGCUGCUUGCUGGGGCCGGGAUCUGCAGGGGAACCCAGGAUGUCACUGGCCCACAGGGAGCUCCAGGUGUGGCUGGCUGGACACACGGUCAAGGUCACACGGCCGGGAGAGUGGUGUCCUUUAUUGCAUUCAUUGCUGGUCGCCCCCGCCCACUCCCAUCCUUGUUGUCUCUGCAUCCAGGUCUCCAAUAAAUAAGUCAGCCGA